AUGCCGCCAUUCUCAUCUCUGCUUGAUCGUCGGGAAACUCAUGGGUAUAUGCCGGAUCACCUGGUCGACCGCUCGGGGUCCAAUGUCUUUUACUGGUUCACUAAUAUCACCACAGUCGGAGGAUUUAUCUCAUGGGUUCUCGUCGGCGUUGCCUACCUGCGCAACGUGAUUCCAUACAUCAAGAUUCGUGGAAAUGCCUCACCGGAAGUUAUCUAUGUUGUGUUCAUAGUAUCUUGA
Molecule: messenger RNA, 237 nt
Organism: Penicillium subrubescens
Lineage: Eukaryota; Fungi; Ascomycota; Eurotiomycetes; Eurotiales; Aspergillaceae
Product: proline-specific permease
Exons: 3
Coding region: 1-237 (78 amino acids)
Source: RefSeq, a predicted model, not a curated record